This is a messenger RNA of Maniola jurtina (meadow brown), 1339 nucleotides long. It is a transcript of the gene Syx17, whose product is annotated as syntaxin-17. Bases 169 to 1227 code for a protein of 352 amino acids. The record is from RefSeq and is a predicted model, not a curated record. The transcript is spliced from 7 exons. NCBI's taxonomy places the organism in Eukaryota, Metazoa, Arthropoda, Insecta, Lepidoptera, Nymphalidae.
UUUGGUCUGGGUCAGAGUAAAUGAUCUGGGUACUUAAAAUGUCAAAAUGGUCAAAAGUCAAAACUGAAAACAAUAAUAAUAAUAUAGUUACUUUUAUCGUAACAAAACAUUAUGUUUUAUUUUAUUACAAAUAUUCUCUUAUUAUAGACCUUUGUGGUAAUUGCAAUAAUGGAAGAGGACAACAAAUUGCCACUAAAACGUGUCGAGUUAUCGUUGACGAAGUUCAACGAAGUGGCGAUUCCACAUCACUUGGACUUGCUCCGACAACACAAAGCCAACAUUAUAAAGUAUGAGGAGCUGGGGCAGUACGCGCGCGUGCGCUCGGAGCAGACGCACGCGCGGCGCGUGGCGGCGCAGCUGCGCUCGCUGCUGAACGAGCUGGAGGCGCUGCGCCGGCAGGUGCGCGCCGCCGACGUGCCGCGCUUCGACCGCCUCACCGAGCGCUCCCGCGACCACACGCUGCGCGCCAUCAUGGACUACCUGGGUGUCAUAGAGCGCAGUUGUGUCGCGAUGGCGCGCGACGCGCAGGCGCGGCCGCGGGGCGUGCGGGAUUCGUCGCCGAUGAGCAUAUCGAGCGAGGGACGUGGCGCCGACGUGGCCGCGUCCACCGACUCGGUGGGGCUGGUGGCGCACUGCGCGGAGCCCGGCGCCGCUUCCGAGCAGAUACAGCUGCAGGUCGACGAGAAGGAGCUGGAGCUGCGGGCGCGCGAGGCGGCGCUGCGCGGCUGGGGCGAGCUGCAGGCGGAGGUGCGCGCGCUGCACGAGGCGUGGCAGCACAUGCAGGCCGCCGCGCUCGCGUCGCGCGAACAGGUGCCGAGCCGAGCUUGUGUGGCUGUGCCUGCCUGUACAGUGCAGUCAGUACAGCGCAGAGCAGAACGCGGUGAGCGCGGUCGCGCACGACGUGCAAGGCGCGGCCGACAACGUGCAGGCGGCGCGCAGCACGCUCGCCGCCGCCGAGAGACUGAAGGCGGGCGCGUACGGCGUGUGCGGCGCGCUGGCGGGCGCGCUGCUGGCGGGGCCGGCGGGCGUGCUGCUGGGCGUCAAGGCGGGGCUGGCGGUGGGGCUGGCGGCCGGCGGGCUCGGCUACCUGGGCGGCGCGGGGCUGGCGCGCGCGCGCCGCGCCUCGCUGCCCGCCUUGCCGCCGCCCGAGGACUCGCAGGAGGACAAGAAGGAUCGCUAGCGAGCGCGAGGGGACUCCACUCGUGUGACGUCAUGAUUGUGCUGUGAUCUUUACCGUCGGACUCUCCAUUGACAUCGAUAGGGUAUUUUACCCUUUCUUGAAAAGGGUCUUAAUUUUAUCCUAAGGCAAUAAAUAAUAAACUAGUUAGGUAGGUACUUA